Molecule: messenger RNA, 465 nt
Organism: Kockovaella imperatae
Lineage: Eukaryota; Fungi; Basidiomycota; Tremellomycetes; Tremellales; Cuniculitremaceae
Product: putative ribosomal protein S11
Exons: 4
Coding region: 1-465 (154 amino acids)
Biological process (GO): translation
Cellular component (GO): cytosolic small ribosomal subunit; ribosome
Molecular function (GO): structural constituent of ribosome
Source: RefSeq, a predicted model, not a curated record
AUGGCGGAGCAGACUGAGAAGGCUUUCCAGAAGCAACACUUGUUCCAGAACACCAAGUCCAGAGGUGGACGAAAAGUCAAUGUCAGGACAAAGAGAUGGUGGAAGGACGUCGGAUUAGGAUUCAAGACCCCUGCCGAGGCCAUUAACGGAACCUACAUCGACAAAAAGUGCCCCUUCACCGGAGACGUUUCUAUCCGAGGACGUAUCUUGACCGGUGUCGUUCACUCCACCAAAAUGACCAACACUAUUGUCAUCCGACGAGAAUACCUCCACUUCAUCCCCAAAUACCGCCGUUACGAAAAGAGGCACAAGAACCUCGCUGCUCACUGCUCUCCUGCUUUCCGUGUCGAACAGGGUGACACCGUCACUGUCGGCCAAUGCCGACCCUUGUCAAAGACUGUCCGAUUCAACGUCCUCCGUGUGGCCAAGAACAAGGCCGCCGCCAAGGCCUUCAACAAGUUCUAG